Molecule: messenger RNA, 891 nt
Organism: Aspergillus caelatus
Lineage: Eukaryota; Fungi; Ascomycota; Eurotiomycetes; Eurotiales; Aspergillaceae
Exons: 2
Coding region: 173-496 (107 amino acids)
Biological process (GO): regulation of DNA-templated transcription
Molecular function (GO): DNA-binding transcription factor activity, RNA polymerase II-specific; zinc ion binding
Source: RefSeq, a predicted model, not a curated record
UAAAAACCGGUGCGAGAUUGUCUUUAAUCUUGCUUGCUCUUUCUUUGACUACAACCCUUGUCUCGCAAUGGCCCGAGUCCAGUCUCUUCUCCCUUAGUUUUGCUUAGUACUAUGAGGCUACAGCCGGACAACCCGUAGUUUCUCUCUCAGUGCAGUGCAAUUGCAAGUCAUUAUGGCCGACGAUACCGAAUCUCCAACCUCUUCGGGGGCUCAUCGAACGGAAAAGAAGAGACGGCCCAUCUAUGCUUGUCUUCCAUGUCACAAGCGGAGAGUCAAGUGCGAUCACCUCAAGCCAUGUACACCCUGCUGUCUCCGGGGAACGCCUUCGCAGUGUGAAUUUACCGAGGAAGGCAGCAAUGCACAUAUGCUGCAGUCAGAUCUCAUCAAGAGUCUUACUGAAGAAUGCGCAUACUUGGAAAGUCAGUUAGCCGAACUGGAGUCAUUGGAGCAGCAUUCGUCUGAGACGGCGUGUAAGUAUCGUGUUUACACUCGCUAGCUAUACGAGAUCAAGACAAACUGACAACCCUCAAGAAGGAGAGGCUCUCUUUCUUUUGUUUCGGACUUAGUAUCCAUGGCAUUGGGGUCCUUCUGGCGACUUCUGGCGUCUGGUUUUCGGGUCAUAAGGUGUACGGUUACGGUGCCGGUGCGAUGGGUUUUUGUUAAUGCAUCAUUACGAGACCGGAUUGGGUAUGGUUAUGAGGGUAUAUUUAUGUAUAACUGUUUUUCCUGGGUAGCGUUUAAAUAUUUUUCUUCCUUUUUGUCCUCAAGCAUUUGGUGUUAAGCGAGUACUAUUUACUUCUAGUUUGUUUGGCCCUCGGGACAAUUUAUUGGGAUUUGGUUCUUACUGUAACUGUUCUGUGGCAGAUCAUGGAUGCAAAUCCCAUACCUUCU